This is a messenger RNA of Pecten maximus, 2500 nucleotides long. Its product is annotated as putative RNA-binding protein EEED8.10. The transcript has 21 exons. Lineage: Eukaryota; Metazoa; Mollusca; Bivalvia; Pectinida; Pectinidae. The coding region runs from base 743 to 2095 and encodes 450 amino acids. Gene Ontology annotation, cellular component: SCF ubiquitin ligase complex. Gene Ontology annotation, biological process: SCF-dependent proteasomal ubiquitin-dependent protein catabolic process. The record is from RefSeq and is a predicted model, not a curated record. Gene Ontology annotation, molecular function: protein binding.
GUGGUUAAAUCCAAAUAUGUGCGCGAAUCUGUGGAAAAGAAAGAUGUAGAUCGCGACAACGUAGCUGAUUAAGGAAGAUGAAUGAUAUGGAUUGAAGCACUGGUGAGCGUAAUAAACUUGGGUACCAAUACUAUGGAUCAACCGAGUGGCGAACAAGACAAAUUCAAUCUCCAAAGAAAGAUAUUUGUAGGAAACAUCAGCUACAGGGUGAAGCAGUAUCAGUUGGCCAAACAUUUCAGUCACUUUGGAGCUGUGGACUAUUGCUAUCUUGUAAAAGACCACCUCAAGAAAUGGUCCCGGGGCAUUGCCUUUGUAACAUUUGAAGACCAGGACGGUAUGAACAGAGCAAUACAAGCUUCAGCUGAGGAACUCCUGUUAGAUGGAAGACAGAUGCGUGUCGCUCCGGCGGAGGAAUCUAAGCGAGUGGCCUACUCUGAGGGGGGUGGAUGGCAGGGGAAACCUCCUCCUCCUCUGACACUCACCAGACAAGGCUGAUAGUAAGACAUGGGGACCAGGCUUCCUGUGUGGUCAGCAGGAACAGAUAACAGAACCUGAUGUCUCAACUCUGGAACUUGACGAAUGUAGGGCGUGCGAGAUUGAACGUCUGAAUGAUGACAGCCUCAUUCUCAUCUUCUCCUUCCUAUCCCUAAAAGAACAUGUUCAAGUUGAACGAGUGUGUAGAAGGUGGCGCCACCUAGCCCAGAAAUCUUGGAGUUGCCAGUACAAGCUUCAGUUCCGACACAUGUUCCAAGGAUUCACGAAGGGCCUUACAGAUUCUAUCCUCAACAGUCUGUUAUUGCGAUGUGGUGUGUACUUACGGACACUAGAUCUCUCCGCCUCUCCACAACUACUUACUGACCUAUGUGCUGACAGCAUUAGUGCUAAUUGUCCGAACCUGGCGGAGUUAAAUGUAUCUGGAGUAAGUGUUACUGAGGUGUCACUCAGAACCAUAGCAAAGGCCUGUCCUAAACUCAGGAAGUUUAUUCAGGAAAGAAGUUUCUAUGUCGGCGACAAAGGGUUGACCUGGCUGUUCCAAGGCUGUCCGACCCUGGAACGUGUGGAUAUACAGAGCAAUUCCAGGAUAGUGGGAGAUUGCUUCCAUUCUGUACCUACCACACUGAAAUACCUCAACCUGGACCACUGUACCAAGCUGACAGAUCUAGGAAUACGAAAGAUUGGUCUACGAUGUAAACACCUAACAGAGUUAUUCAUCAGUCACUGUAAAUCUCUGACAGACCAGAGCCUCGUCAACAUCACACAGAAUCUUAAAAAGUUAAAAGCUCUACGUAUGGAAGGUAGUUACACGCAAAUUACAACUUCUGGUCUGAAAAAGAUUGGACAAUUGGUUUGUUUGGAGGAAGUCAGCUUUGCCCAGAAUUCUACUGUUGAUGAUGAGAUUUUAAUCCAGUGUGCUUUAGGAUGCCCUAACCUAGCACACAUAGAUGUAUCUGGCUGUUACAAACAUGUCACUGACCUGGGUUUGCAGGCCUUAACACGGUGUUAUGAUCUAUCGUACCUCAACAUCAGUUACCUGUCACAUGUAAGUGAUAGCUGUGUGGAAUCGCUGGCUACCAGGCUGGGGAAGUUAAAGACACUGAUUGGCCGCGUCUGUUCUGGGAUUACAGAUCAAGCCAUGAUGACUUUUGCUGACAUUUGCUAUGACCUUGAGCUUCUUGACCUCAGUGGUAACUUUGACAUCAGUAACCAGAGUGUGGAAAGGUUUAUAGCUACACACACUGGUGAGAAUUCCAAACCUCUCACCAUUGUCCUUGGGGGCACGUCUGUGGAGCCGGAACACCUAGACACAUCAGGCAGCAGCAUAACAUUAAACAUGUAUAACCUGUCAAUGCCUCACCUCAAGGUAGACCGGGAGAUCAUGUUACCACCAGAAGAGAGCAGUAGUGAUGAGGAGGAGGAGGAGUUAGAGAGUGAAGCAGUGUCACCAGGGAUGAAACACUACCAGUCUGUCAUGGCCGCCGGGGCCGAAAUCACAUCCGACACAGAAUGGGGUGAUCCUGAACUUGACGGGUUUGACUGUGAUGAUUACCUUAUUGGGGACGAUCCCCUUGAGGAAGAGAGAUGGUCCAUGUUCUGAGUCGUUUCUACCUUCAGGGAGAUGAGGACUUUCCAGUGUUUUUUAAUACUUUAUCACACACCAACACAGGAGAAAAGAGGUCACCAGUGUUCAUAUAAAUUAUCUUAUCUUACAGACUUUUUGCCUAUAAAAUCAUCUUAACACAUAACAAACUGCAUAGACGAGAAGAAAGAGAAAUCUUGGAUGAUCAAUGUUUAAGUGUAAGAUGUUUGGAGAGGCGGAGAAUGCUUGUCGGAUAAGAUGAUAAGGUGUUAGAGUUCUCUCUGUGAAUCAUGACAGAAUUUUAAACAUACAUUAUGUAAGCCGAUUGUUUUUUCAUUUUAUUGUUAAGUUUUCUGAAACUUUCAGACAUUUAUGUAGGAUUGAGACCAAAUAAAAUAAACAAAUAUAUGAAUAAAAUCAUUU